Messenger RNA from Penicillium oxalicum, 1203 nucleotides. Its product is annotated as pyruvate dehydrogenase (acetyl-transferring) subunit E1 beta. Lineage: Eukaryota; Fungi; Ascomycota; Eurotiomycetes; Eurotiales; Aspergillaceae. The record is from RefSeq and is a predicted model, not a curated record. Gene Ontology annotation, molecular function: pyruvate dehydrogenase (acetyl-transferring) activity. Bases 1 to 1203 code for a protein of 400 amino acids. Gene Ontology annotation, biological process: pyruvate decarboxylation to acetyl-CoA. The transcript is spliced from 4 exons.
AUGGCCGCUCCUCGACUUUUCCGCCCAGCUUCCCGGCUGCUGUCUUCGCGCCUGUCGACCUUUGCCAAGCGUCCGGCCUUUGCUCCCUCCGUCUGCGCUCAGGCUGCUCUGCGUACUCGCAGCUACGCCACCGAGGGUGGUGUCAAGGAGGUCACUGUCCGUGAUGCUUUGAACGAGGCGCUCGCCGAAGAGCUCGAGGGCAACGAGAAGACCUUCAUUCUCGGUGAGGAGGUCGCACAGUACAAUGGAGCUUAUAAGGUUACGCGAGGCCUGUUGGACCGCUUUGGUCCCAAGCGGGUUAUCGACACUCCCAUCACCGAGGCCGGUUUCACCGGUCUCGCUGUUGGUGCUGCCCUGGCUGGUCUGCACCCCAUUGUGAGUAUUUUUCCGGAGAGCGAGAGCAAUGGCGAACCCGACAGCACACCGAGACGCGGCGAUUUGGGAUGCGAGUUCAUGACCUUCAACUUUGCCAUGCAGUCCAUUGAUCAGAUCAUCAACUCCGCCGCCAAGACUCACUACAUGUCCGGUGGUAUCCAGCCUUGCAACAUUACCUUCCGUGGUCCCAACGGUUUCGCCGCCGGUGUCGCCGCUCAGCACUCCCAGGACUACUCUGCCUGGUACGGCUCCAUUCCCGGUCUCAAGGUCGUCUCCCCUUGGAGCUCCGAGGAUGCCAAGGGUCUGCUGAAGGCCGCUAUCCGUGACCCCAACCCUGUUGUGGUUCUGGAGAACGAGCUUAUGUACGGUCAGGCUUUCCCCAUGAGCGAGGCCGCCCAGAAGAACGACUUCGUCCUGCCCAUCGGCAAGGCCAAGAUUGAGCGCGCCGGAAAGGAUUUGACCAUUGUCUCUCUCUCUCGCUGUGUCGGCCAGUCUCUGACUGCCGCCGCCGAGUUGAAGCAGAAGUACGGUGUUGACGCCGAGGUCAUCAACUUGCGCUCCAUCAAGCCCCUCGACGUUGAGACCAUCAUUGCCUCUCUGAAGAAGACCGGCCGCCUGAUGGUGGUUGAGUCUGGCUACCCCAUGUUUGGUGUCGCCUCCGAGAUCCUUGCUCUGUCCAUGGAGUACGGUUUCGACUACCUGACUGCCCCGGCUGUCCGUGUCACCGGUGCCGAGGUUCCCACCCCCUACGCUCUUGGUCUCGAGAACAUGUCCUUCCCCCAGGAGGACACCAUUGUCACCCAGGCCGCUAAGCUGCUGCGGGUUUAA